Bipolaris maydis ATCC 48331 is the source of this 2406-nucleotide messenger RNA. RefSeq lists its product as uncharacterized. Lineage: Eukaryota; Fungi; Ascomycota; Dothideomycetes; Pleosporales; Pleosporaceae. The record is from RefSeq and is a predicted model, not a curated record.
GUUGUUGCUGCUGUGGCUGCUGUCGUCUCCGCUUUUCAUGCCGGAUCGGAACUGCUGAAACACGUGCGGAAGAAACGCAGUGCUCGCAAAGCCCGGAACUCGGCGCAACAAGAAUGGGAAGAAGAACGACUACAGGCUUCUCUUGUGGCGGGCGAGCAACAGAUUGGCCUACACUACGACCAGGACCAAAGAGAGUUGGGCGAUCUAGUACGCAUUGGUGAUGAUAUCGCCCGAGAGCGUCUAUACCAAAUAACACUGAUGCUACAGGCUGAGAUAAUCAACAGUCUCAAACAAGCAGCUACAAGUGAGGUUUGUGUACUCGAUUUGCGGGUUCUGCAUCAGGCCUCACUCACGAAUCGCAAAGAAACACUCGUGACUCUCGAAGAACUCAAGCAAAGGAUAUAUCUGAGAAGGCCCAUGGCACGGCAGCCCCAGGAUUUUGGCGACAAGUCCAGACUAUGGCAGUCGCGCUUCUUACCACCAACCGCGCAGUCGAGCCACGAGCCGACCCAUGCACUACACGACGCCUACGCUGACUAUCCCCGGCAUGUUGAAUAUCGAACGACAAGACACGGCUCAUCUGAGAACUACUACCCGCUUGGCAUCAAAGACAUGUCCAUUCCGAGUCUUCCGGCCUAUGCUCCCAAACAUGCUUUUGGUGAGGAUUUAAGCAAGGCGCUAGAACGCAUACAUCCCGAUCAUCGCGCAAAUGCAAUGAGAGACAUUGAACAGAUGAUCAACUCGUAUCAAAGCCUUAGUUUCAGUAGCGGGGAUGAUCAACAACAAAUACACGGAUACAGCGGAAGCUACUCUGGACUACAAGAACCCCUCGGUACGCCGAGACCCCAAGAUGUAUCUGGAACAACAAUGACCGAGUCUGAACAAGACCCUCGCCAUAAACUUCACCAGGUACCACGAGCAUCAACUGAUCAAAAAGGAACACAUUCUACCAGGACUCCGACAUUCAAUCAAGAUAUGUUUGCCAUAGAAAGUGAGCAGUUUGACUAUCUUCGACCCUUUGUCGCCCUGAAUAAACACGCCCAUGUACAGGCCAGAGCACCAAGACAGUCACGAUGGUCCGAGUCCUCGGGCGCCAGUUCUGAUCCAUCAUAUCUUGCAUCACUCGAACGGAACAGCUCCAGUUCUUCACAGGGGUCAUCUAGCCAAACACCUGGGCUAUCUCAGCAGUCGCAGUCUUUUGAUCAUGGCCGCGUCCCCUCAGUACCAAUAACACUAGACGAGUGCUAUCAGCUGAAUGACAAGGACUACCAUAGUCUGCCCAGUCCAUCUUCUCCACAUGAAGAUUUAGAUGAUGGAUACGAGAUUCCACACAUGGCACCAUUGGCGCCCUCAUGUAACCAGCCCAAGACUUCACAAAAUGGCGUGUACAGGAAAGCUUCCAUCUACAAGGCAGUCCCUGUAACCAAUGCAGGUACAAGUCCACCAAUUCAUGUCCCAUGGCCAGGAACCCAGCAGCAUAGAGAAAUACCAUCAGUCACGCAGCACGGUUCCCAUCAACGAUUUCGAGGCUCAUUUGACGAAAAGGAAGCCUUGAAUACUAGCGACCUCCGCUUACCCAAGUACACGGUAAAAAUCACAGCCAACAACGCACCGGCCAACACAUCAGGACAUCAUCGAACCGUAUUAGGACUAUCAGCUAUUACUGCGGCAGCCGCUGUCUUGAACCCCAAGAACCUAAGCCGGAAAGCCAGCGUAAACCAGUCUCUGCGCUCCCAUCGGUCCACUUCAAGCAGCAGCAGCACCUCGAUGCCCAUUGGCGUCCUCCCAGGCCACCGCAUGCACAGCAUCCGCCACGACACGAUCCAAAGCGGGCCCGUCCGCAGCGACACGAUGAUGAACGGGCGCCCCGACAAAGGCAACAACUACUGGGGCUUCUGCAAGGGCGCCUGGGCCGUCCGCGAAGACCUCACAAAGGGCUUUGCCGUGCGCGCCCAACCCACAGGCUUCUACGCCACAAAGUCCCUUUGGGCCUGCAAAUCCUGCACUUUCACCGGCGACGUAUUCAAAGCCCCACACCCCACCAAGAAAAACAAGACGCUCGACGUCGUGGAUGCCCGUAUCAAAGUAUCCAAAUCCGGGAUCCGCUACCGUUGGGUUUUUCUGGCAAAAUCUCAUGUCAAGAAGAAGGCUGGGGCCGCUGCUGUGGAGGCGAAUGGUGGGUCGACGGCUGCUGCAUCGAAUGAUGAUAAUUUCGGGUGCAUCUUUUGCUGUCUUCAGGACAAAAUUACCGGUGUCUAUGGUGGCGUCGAAACACUGAUGAAUCACAUUGCGCAGGUGCAUGUGGCGGAUAUGAGCGAGGUGGUGCGUAGGAAGGCGCAGUGUGUUUUGGGGAGAGUGGCAGGUAGUGAUGAGGAGUUUGAUAUUAAUAUUCCCAUUUUCGGGUAG